Photinus pyralis (common eastern firefly) is the source of this 1777-nucleotide messenger RNA. Its product is annotated as serine/threonine-protein kinase 11-interacting protein-like. Gene Ontology annotation, molecular function: protein binding. The transcript is spliced from 4 exons. The record is from RefSeq and is a predicted model, not a curated record. NCBI's taxonomy places the organism in Eukaryota, Metazoa, Arthropoda, Insecta, Coleoptera, Lampyridae. The coding region runs from base 164 to 1639 and encodes 491 amino acids. Gene Ontology annotation, cellular component: cytoplasm.
AAUAACUAAAAAUGUGAUCAUCUGAUAUAUUUAAAAUGACGUUUAAUAACAAAAUAGAAACAAAGAACAUUAACUGCUCUCUAAUUUAUUAUGUCACCACUUGAAGUAAUUAAUGAAUUUUCCUGAUUAUCCACUAAAAUUUUCGUUAUUUAUUUAAGAACAAAUGGCCUUUCCAUGCAGCAAUUUAAAUGGACUAGUUGCGUUGCUGCGAGAAAAUGGUGAUAAGAUUUUAGACGCUUCUAGUAAACUAUCUUUAUCAGCCUCGUUACUUUAUAACCUCAACAGUUCAUUGGAAAAUGUAUGGAAUGAACGUCAGAUGUUUAAUCAUAAUUUUCACGUAUUUAAUGGAAAUCAUAGCGAAUUAGAAUUUGUGUAUGAUUUCCUACAGAAAACGUUUGCCUUAAAAAUACUGCCGGAUGGUGCUUUUUGGAAUAAUGAGAAGAUACUCGAUAUACGAUUUUUUAAGAAUUUGCGUUUGUUAGAAGUGCAAAGGUUAAGCCUCAAUUUAAUCAAAGGUUUGCACACUUUUCGACACCAACUGAAAUAUUUAAUAUGCGUACGAAGUUUGCGUAGAGUCAAAGAAGUACUUGAAUAUUGCGGUGCUGAUAACAGUGAAGGUUUUAUGUGGAAUGAAUUAAAGGAAGCAGUUUUCAGUUACAAUAGCAUCGAUACUUUAGAUCAUAGUCUCGAAUAUGCUCCAUGUUUACACACCUUGGAUCUUAGUCACAAUCAUUUACAUAACGCCCAAUUACUAAAUUGCCUUUCUAACUUGAAACACAUCAACCUAAGUUAUAAUCAACUAGAAACUGUACCUGCAUUUUCGGGAGAAUUAUGCAGCCACCUGCGCAUUCUUGUACUUUGUAAUAAUUUUAUAGAAAACAUCGACGAACUAGCAGUAUUAAUUAAUUUGAGCGAAUUAGACCUGAGCAACAAUUGCUUAUUGGAACAUUCGGGAUUAUUACCUUUAGCGAAUUUGUCCUUAUUAAAAUACUUAAACUUGGUUGGGAACCCGUUAAGUUUUCACCCUUGUCAUAGAAUGAAUACGGCAUAUUAUUUACAUUUUAAUGUUGCGAAUCAAGAUUUUAUGUUGGAAAAUAAAAAGCUAAACAAAGGAGAAAGGCAAGUGAUUGGUUCAGUACGUUACGUAAUGGCUUCCACUAGAUCUCAUUUGCCAUCAGUAGAGUCUUUCGGAAGUGAGAAUACUGUCAUGCGAAUGCAAUGCAAAAAUCUUAGCAUUGGAGACACGGGUGUGUCAUCGGAUAUGGAAUCGAGCACUAGUUCGCUAGCUACUAUAAAAUCUGAAAUGGAUUUUGAACAUAAGGAGAACGAAAAGAAGAAAUGCAGGCUCGCCGACUGCUUGGGAAUGCAAGAUAGUGGAAUCGGCAACGUAAAUAGGCCAAUGUCAGCUUCACAACUAAGUAUAGGAUCAGCCACAUCAAUUAUGAGCAAUGAAAAGGAGAAGGCAGCUCACUAUGAGAGUGAUAUUGAAAUAAUCAGCAAUCCUAGUCAGAGUAGCAUAGAAGUCAUUUGUUCUGACUUAGGAAAUAUUAGAUCAGAAAGUGUAGCGAUAGAUGUGGUGAACACUCUGGCAACGAUGGAUCUCAAAAAAGUUAGGGAUGAACAGCACCGAAGUUUAUAACAAACUUUUAUUUGUAUAGUAUAGAAUUAUAAAUAUUUGCCUUAAUAACCAAUGCUCAAUCACAUAGAAAAGUUGUGCAGCUCAGAAAGUGUUCAAAAUAUAUUGUAAUUACAUACAACAAAUACAAUUUUUAUUUUA